CCGUAACUCCCACCUCGUCUCAUUCUUCGACACCAGCCCUCUGUUUUUCGGCGAGGAAGAUGAUAGUUCCAAAAACUUCAGUUCGUCUGUCUGCUGCUAAAAGUAGUAAGUUUUUCUCUUUAUUCAUUGAGCCAACGCAAAACAAGAUUUCCCUUGAGAAGUUCCUAAAAAAUGACUGUAAAUCAGGAAAAAUCCACAUUAAAGAUGCACUUAAUUACUUUGAUAACAUGCUCCAUAUGCAAUCCCCACCACCCAUUUCAUCGUUCAACAUGUUGCUAGGUGCAGUUGCGAAAACCAAGCACUACAAUGAUGUCAUCUCACUGUAUAACAAGAUGGUUGCUGUAAAUUAUUCAACUGAUUUUAUCACCCUUAACAUUUUGAUGAACAGUUUUUGUAGUAUGAAACAAGUGGGUUUAGGGUUUUCUGUUUUAGGUGGGAUUUUUAAGAGGGGUUAUAGUCCAAAUGUUGUAACUUUCACAUCAUUAAUUAAAGGGCUUUUUGUGGAAAAUAAGAUUAACGAGGCAGUGGGGCUUUUCAAGAAAAUAGUUGAAUUGGGAUAUAAGCCUCAUGUUAAAACAUGGGGAACUUUGAUUAAUGGGUUGUGUAGGAGUGGUAAUGCUGAGAGGGCGCUCGUUUUGCAUCAAGAAAUGUCCAAGGGGAAUGUUCUUUUUGGUGUUCCGUUUAGGCCGAAUGUAGUGACAUAUAGCAUGAUAAUUGAUGGACUUUGCAAGGAAGGUUUGGUAGAUAAGGCGGUUAAGGUAUUUUCGGAGAUGAAGGAGAAAAGAAUCUCCCCGGAUGUGGUAGUAUAUGGCUCGUUGGUUCAUGGUCUGUCGGAUGCUUGUAAGUGGGAGGAAGCGAAGGCUUUCUUUAAUGAAAUGGUGGAUCAAGGUAUCCGUCCGAAUGUUGUAACAUUCAAUGCCUUGAUGAAUGUCCUUUGUAAGGAAGGGAGAACCGAAGAAGCAAGUGCGCUGUUAGACUUAAUGAUACAAAGGGGUGAAAAACCUGAUUCUUUUACGUAUAACACGUUGAUGGAUGGAUUUUGCUUAGAGGGAAAGGUUGAUAAUGCAAGGCAGUUGUUUGUUUCGAUGGCUGCUAAGGGUGAGGAACGCAACGUAAUAAGUUACAAUAUCUUAAUCAAUGGCUAUUGCAAGUGCGGAAGAAUAGACGAUGGUUGGAGGCUUUACAAAGAGAUGCUUCAGAAGGAUUCUAAGCCAACGGUAGUUACAUUCAACACUUUGUUAACUGCUCUUUUUCAAGGAGGAAAAGUUGGGGAUGGCCGAGAACUAUUUGACGAGAUGCAAAGGUGUGGUGUGACACCAAAUUCUUCAACUUUCACUAUACUAUUAGAUGGAUUUUGCAAGAAUAAUUGCCUCCCGGAGGCAAUGGAGUUGUUCCAACUUCUAGAAAGGACAAGACAUGAACUCACUAUUGAUGCCUUUAACUGUGUAAUUGACGGGUUGUGUAAAGGAGGAAAGCUUGAAGACGCUACCAAAUUGUUUGAGAGUUUAUCCCAGAAAGGCUUGGUCCCAACUGUUGUUACAUAUUCUAUCAUGAUUCAUGGGUUCUGUAAAAUUGGUCAAUUAGAAAAAGCAAAUAAUCUGUUCUUGGAGAUGGAAAAGAAGGGAUGUUUUCCUAAUGUUGUAACAUUUAAUACACUUAUGCGAGGUUUCUGUGAUAACAAUGAUGCGCCACAGGUAGUAAACCUUCUUCAGAAAAUGGCAGAGAAACAUAUUUCACCAGAUCUAUCAACAAUAUCUCUUGUUGUAGAAUUACUGUCGAAGGAUGACAAAUACCAUGAAUAUCUGAACUUGAUUCCGACAUUUCCAACACGGUCCGGUGAAAAGUGAGUUUUUGAAUGGGGUUCAUCUAUGCGAUGAAUUUUGGCUGGAUUGUGAUGUGGGAAAAUCUCCUUUUAUUAGAAUUCUAUUUGAAAUUUGUGUUUGAGAAGCAGUAUAGCUGGUCUCAAGGGAAUUUUGGAGGAUCCGAUAAGCACCCACUGACAUUUUCGGAGACUCCGAGCAACAUAGGUGCGCUGACAUUCAUUUUUAUUACAUUUUAACUCUUUUGAUGGCCCCACUUGGAUUAGAAGCCAGAUUGCUGAGCUCGGCCAUUAUUGUUAUAACCAAGUUCUCAUAAUCAAUUGGUGCUGCUCCCAAGUAGCAGAUUUGGUCAAAAAGCAAAUGUGUUGGAUAAGCAUGGACCGAUGCCGGCUGGUGUUGUUAGAUUAUUCUUUGGGGUUAAUUGACUGCUAGUCAUCAAUCAGCAUUGCUUUCAAUUCAUUGGUGUUCAAUUCCCUCCUCUAUCAGAUGCUGUUAGAAGCCCGCUAAAAUACUGUCAAUUCCUAGAAGGGUACAUUUGACAAGAAUUAUUGCGCUUUCUCCUCUUUGUAUGAAAGCCUUUGCUGCAAUUUUCGGCUGGUGUAAGCCCGGGAAGAAGCUGCUGACCAGGUAGUUGGGGCUUCUUUCGCUCUGCUAAACUAUCUCUUCCAUAAAAGGGCUCUCUUUGAGCAGGCAAAUUUUGCAGCAAGGUUGUUGCUGUAUUACAAUCUGCAGAAUACAGGAGAACGAAGAUGAAGAUACCACGUUAUCAAGUAGUUUAGAAGACAUUGCCAUUUUUAAUUUUUGACUAGGUAGAAUCUUGUACUAUUGAUAAGGGGAUGUGUUCAUUGCAAACUUGGUGGCUCAUCUGUACUCUUGUACAACUGUCUUAAUACUGUUGUAGCCACGAAAUGCCAUAAAUGGAGGGGAAAGCAGCUCUAAUAUAUAAGGCCUACUGGUUUGUUGAUCAGCA
Messenger RNA from Nicotiana attenuata, 2790 nucleotides. Its product is annotated as pentatricopeptide repeat-containing protein At3g22470, mitochondrial-like. The record is from RefSeq and is a predicted model, not a curated record. Gene Ontology annotation, molecular function: protein binding. Lineage: Eukaryota; Viridiplantae; Streptophyta; Magnoliopsida; Solanales; Solanaceae. Bases 60 to 1847 code for a protein of 595 amino acids. The transcript has 2 exons.